This is a messenger RNA of Aplysia californica (California sea hare), 830 nucleotides long. RefSeq names its product lectin ADEL-like. Lineage: Eukaryota; Metazoa; Mollusca; Gastropoda; Aplysiida; Aplysiidae. The record is from RefSeq and is a predicted model, not a curated record. The transcript has 2 exons. The coding region runs from base 187 to 786 and encodes 199 amino acids.
GCCGUAGAAUGGGUAUGUAAGUUAGGCGCUGACGUCUGCAGUAUAUUAUUUUCACCUUUUCUCUUAGACGAUGAUGAGGAAGAAGGCGAUGAAGGCGAUAAAGGCAACUGCAGAACUUUAAAACUUGAAAGCAAAAACAAAGAGAAAGACCAGAAAUCUCUCUCCAAGGCCAAGAAAAUCAAGUCAAUGAAGAUAACUAAAGAACUGUCUGAGGGCAAGUGCAAGAAGAAUAAAUCCUUUGGCUAUAAAGGAAAGAAGGCCUGGGUGAAGAACGACUGCCGUGCAGUAUUCAAAGUUUGCUACAAGCCAAAAGGCGAAGAAGACGAUGAUGAGGAAGAGGGCGAUGAUGGCGAGAAAGGCAACUGCAGAACUUUAAAACUUGAAAGCAAAAACAAAGAAAAAGACGAGAAAUCUCUUUCCAAGGCCAAGAAAAUCAAGUCAAUGAAGAUAACGAAAGAACUAUCAGGGGGCAAGUGCAAGAAGAAUAAAUCCUUUGGCUAUAAAGGAAAGAAGGCCUGGGUGAAGAACGACUGCCGUGCAGUAUUCAAAGUUUGCUACAAGCCAAAAGGCGAUGAAGGUUUGUUUUCACUUGAGAACUGGAAAACAAUCUUGCUUUCAACUUAUCAAAGUUAUUACUUUCUGGUUUGUUUAUGUCGUCUACCUUCUCUUGACAUUUUUGUGAGGUUUUCAAUAGGUGUCCUCCUACCUCGUUUGUUGCGCUUGCAUUCCAAAUCUGAUUCAUUUAUGUGCCACUCCGGAGUUUCAAGAACUUCUCCCACUGACUGAUUCUGCUACUUUUUUCCUCCCUUCAUUCCACAUACUUUAAGGGA